CCGCCCCCAGCACGGCCAAGGAGGCUGCAGGAAGUUUUACCUCAGUCGCAGACGGCGCCUGGCUGACAGCUGGUCGGAAGCGGAGCCGCAGGAUGAACGCAGGCUCGGACCCCGUGGUCAUCGUCUCCGCGGCGCGGACCGCCGUAGGCUCCUUCAAUGGUGCCCUGUCUACUGUGCCUGUCCACGACCUGGGGACCACUGUCAUCAAAGAAGUCCUGCAGAGGGCCAAGGUGGCUCCAGAAGAGGUGUCCGAGGUCAUAUUUGGACACGUUUUGGCGGCAGGUUGUGGGCAGAAUCCUACUCGACAGGCCAGUGUGGGGGCAGGGAUCCCCUACUCGGUUCCAGCAUGGAGCUGCCAGAUGAUCUGUGGCUCAGGCCUCAAAGCCGUGUGCCUUGCAGCCCAGUCCAUAGCCAUAGGCGACUCCAGCAUUGUGGUUGCAGGAGGCAUGGAGAACAUGAGCAAGGCCCCUCACUUGGCUCACCUGAGAGCAGGAGUCAAGAUGGGGGAGAUGCCGCUGGCUGACAGCAUCCUCUGUGAUGGUCUCACAGAUGCGUUUCACAACUACCACAUGGGCAUUACAGCUGAAAACGUAGCCAAGAAAUGGCAAGUGAGCAGAGAAGCCCAGGACCAGGCUGCAGUUCUGUCCCAGAACAGGGCAGAGCGUGCACAGAAAGCUGGCCACUUUGACAAGGAGAUUGUGCCAGUGUUGGUGUCUUCCAGAAAAGGUCUUACUGAAGUGAAAAUUGAUGAGUUUCCUCGCCAUGGGAGUAACAUGGAAGCCAUGGGCAAGCUAAAACCUUACUUUCUUACUGAUGGGACGGGAACCGUUACCCCAGCUAAUGCAUCAGGGAUAAACGAUGGUGCCGCUGCUGUGGUUCUUAUGAAGAAGACAGAAGCCGAGAGUCGAAUGCUGAGACCUUUAGCAAGAAUAGUUUCCUGGUCACAGGCUGGUGUGGAGCCUUCCAUUAUGGGAGCAGGACCAAUUCCAGCCAUCAAGCAAGCUGUUGCAAAAGCAGGCUGGUCCCUGGAGGAUGUUGAUGUGUUUGAAAUCAAUGAAGCUUUUGCAGCGGUGUCUGUUGCCAUAGCCAAAGAACUUGGAUUAAACCCCGAGAAGGUCAACAUCGAUGGAGGAGCCAUUGCCUUGGGCCAUCCUCUGGGAGCAUCUGGCUGUAGGAUUCUAGUGACCUUGUUACACAACCUUGAGAGAAUGGGCGGGACACGUGGUGUGGCAGCCCUGUGCAUUGGGGGUGGGAUGGGGAUAGCAAUGUGUGUUCAGAGAGGAUGACCUGCCUGACAGCCAUCAGCCUUGAAUGUUCUUGUUAAAUCAGUGAAACACUAGAUAGUAGGUGAAAUCAGAGGACCAAAGUGAGGACAGGAACCCAGGUGGACAGCUUGCUGAACUUUAAUGUGAGUCACCCAAGGCUAAGACAUUGCACCUGGCACUGCUAUAAAUAAAAGGGAGAUCCAAUCAGUCAUCAAGGGCUCCAGAGUGAACGGCAUUUUCAUGACUUCCGUGUUUAUCGUCUUUGCUUUCUGGGUGCAAUUUUAUCAGAUCAUUGACUUUUUUUUGUUUGUUUUGGUUUUGGUUUUUUUUUGUUUGUUUGUUUUUGAAACAGGACCUCACCAUGUAGCCUGGAGAUUGCUUUGUAGAUCAGGCUGGCUUUGCACUCCCAGAGAUCCACCUGCCUCUGUCUCCUGAGUACUGGGAUUAAAACCAUCAUGCCUAGCCCCCAAAAUGACCCAUUCGAAGAAUGGUAAUUGGGGCUUCUGUUGCAAACUUCAGGCUCUUCACUUUAACUAUGGUUGGUUCAAACACCCCUGCUUGCUUGUUGUCUCGUGGCUUCCCAUUAAUCAAAUCAAGACCAAUCCUGUAAUGGUGAAAAUCUGAUUCAGUGGCCUCUUCCAAGCUGAUGUGGAGUGUUCCAGCUAUUCUAGUCCAGAAACUGUGGGAGUUCUAACAAGUGUACCUCUGGGAGUAGAAAAGUGAGCAGCAGGUAGUUUUGAUGUAUUUGUUUCUCUCUGCUCUUGACUGGAUAGGAUGUUACCUGCUCUAAAUUCCUGCCUUGACUUCCCCUAAUGAUGGACUGUAACCUGGAAUUGUGAGCCAAAUAAACUCUUUCCUCCCGUA
This is a messenger RNA of Peromyscus eremicus (cactus mouse), 2129 nucleotides long. Its product is annotated as acetyl-CoA acetyltransferase, cytosolic. The record is from RefSeq and is a predicted model, not a curated record. Gene Ontology annotation, biological process: fatty acid beta-oxidation. Bases 93 to 1286 code for a protein of 397 amino acids. NCBI's taxonomy places the organism in Eukaryota, Metazoa, Chordata, Mammalia, Rodentia, Cricetidae. The transcript is spliced from 9 exons. Gene Ontology annotation, molecular function: acetyl-CoA C-acetyltransferase activity.